AAGAGCAGAGGGGAGUUGUGUUGAAUGUUAGGCUCAGUCCUGAGAGAUGCAGCUCUCAUGCCUGUAACAUAUGUUGGCGACGUGAGAGGCGCGUAAAUUGGGUGUUUCCUGACGCACAGUCCAAUCCAUCUCUUUAUGGGACUGUUCUCCUCCUCAGCAGGAAAAAAAAAAAACUUUACUUUGCAAACUCUGGGCUGUUUAUUCACCACAUUGCUACUACUUUUACCCUGUGGUCGGACACCACUGGUACUCGUUCUUCAUAUCUUCAGUUGAGGUUGUUGCGCGUCCUCCCGUUGGGAUCCGGCGAGGAGGAUGGAGACGAGCCCCAUCCCGGUGGUGACGGUCCAAACUGCCCCCUUCGACGACCAGAGGCCCGGUACCAACGGGCUGCGGAGGAAGACGGCGGUGUUUGAAGGGAAGAAGAACUACCUGCAGAACUACAUCCAGAGUGUGCUGUCCUCCAUCGACCUCCGGGACCGACAGGGCUGCACCAUGGUGGUGGGCAGCGACGGCCGAUACUUCAGCCGGGCUGCUAUCGAGGUGAUAGUGCAGAUGGCAGCUGCCAAUGGGAUCGGUCGUCUGGUCAUCGGCCAUAACGGCCUCCUGUCCACCCCUGCAGUUUCUUGCAUCAUCAGGAAGAUCAAGGCCAUUGGUGGAAUCAUCCUCACAGCGAGCCACAACCCUGGAGGCCCAGGCGGAGACUUUGGAAUCAAAUUCAAUGUGUCAAAUGGAGGCCCGUCUCCAGACACAGUGAUGGAGAGGAUUUCCCAGGUUAGCCGUACACUUGAGGAGUACGCCAUCUGCCCUGAUCUCCGCAUUGACCUCUCCAGACUGGGGCGACACGAUUUUGACCUGGAGAACAAGUUCAAGCCUUUCAGAGUCGAGAUCGUAGACUCUGUCGAGGUGUAUCUACAACUGCUGCGAAACAUCUUUGACUUCAACGCCAUAAAAAGUCUCCUCACAGGACCAAAUCAGCUCAAGAUACACAUAGAUGCCAUGAAUGGAGUGAUGGGCCCUUAUGUACGUAGGAUCCUAUGUGAUGAGUUAGGGGCCCCUGCUAACUCUGCUGUCAACUGUGUCCCCCUGGAGGAUUUUGGUGGACGACCUCCAGAGCCCAACCUGAUUUAUGCCACCUCUCUGGUCGACGCCAUGAAAGGAGGGGACUUUGGCUUUGGAGCUGCGUUUGAUGCUGACGGGGACCGGUACAUGAUCCUUGGAGAAAACGGUUUCUUUGUUAACCCAUCAGACUCUCUGGCCAUCAUAGCUGCCAAUCUGUCCACCAUCCCCUACUUCCGACAGAUGGGCGUCAAGGGCUUCGCCAGGAGUAUGGCCACCAGCACCGCCCUCGACAGGGUGGCCAAAAGUAUGAAACUGGCGCUGUACGAGACUCCCACAGGCUGGAGGUACUUUGGAAACCUGAUGGAUUCUGGGCGCUGUUCCCUGUGUGGUGAAGAGAGCUUUGGGACAGGCUCAGACCACAUUCGUGAGAAAGAUGGUUUGUGGUCGGUGUUGGUGUGGUUGUCCAUCAUGGCAGCCCGGAAGCAAGGUGUGGAGCAGAUUGUCAGAGACCACUGGGCCAAAUUUGGACGCCACUACUACUGCAGGUUUGACUACGAAGGCCUGGAUCCACGUGCAGCCUUUUACCUAAUGAGGGAUCUGGAUGGAGUGAUCUUAGACAAGGCAUUCACCAGCCAGAAGUUCGCUGUAGGAGACCACAUAUACAGCGUGGAGAAGGCCGAUAACUUUGAGUACAUCGACCCUGUGGAUGGAACAGUCGCUCGAAACCAGGGCUUAAGGAUCAUCUUCAGCGAUGCCUCUCGUUUGGUGUUUCGGAUGAGUGGGAGUGGGGGAGGAAUGGGCGCCACCAUCCGCAUUUAUGCUGAGAGCUUCGAGAGAGAUCCAGAGAGACACAGCAGAGAAACUCAGGUGGUCCUGGGUCCUCUCAUCGCCAUCGCCCUGAAGAUCUCCAACAUCCAUGAAAGGACAGGACGCCGUGGCCCCAACGUCAUCACAUGAACGAGCAGGAAACCACACAGUCACAUGCACGAACACACGCAUGCACCUACUCGCGCAUACGUAAAAAUCCAAAUGAAUUUCCUCCUCUAGCAUUUUAACAUAUCCAUGUCCAGUGUCAUUUUCUUAGUUCUACUUAUAAAGCAGCUCACAAAGGAGGAGAAGCUCACGGCUAAUCUUCAAAAGGAAAAAUAAUCUUGCACACGGCUUUUCCAGCUGUUUACUGACCACUAUUAUAGUUAAUUAAAGUUUGAAUAUACAAUGGCAAUACCAGGAAGGCUAUUUAAUUAUUGUUAUGGGUGAAAAAUAUGUAAGCAGCAAACAUAUUUACAAAUGUGCAGAUUGAAUUUAUGAUUCUGUCGUGCUUUUUUUCAACAAUUUUUUGAUUUAUCGCAUCCUGUUUCUGUGUAACAAUGCGGUGUUCACUUUUUGCUCACACCUGUCCACUCAUGUAUGACACAGUAUACUUUAUCACCCUUUUCCAUGCAGGAGCAAUAAAAAGUUUGUCCAAGUGUAAAAUAAACCAGGCAUUGCACCACAA
Sphaeramia orbicularis (orbiculate cardinalfish) is the source of this 2554-nucleotide messenger RNA. It is a transcript of the gene pgm5, whose product is annotated as phosphoglucomutase 5. Lineage: Eukaryota; Metazoa; Chordata; Actinopteri; Kurtiformes; Apogonidae. Gene Ontology annotation, molecular function: phosphoglucomutase activity; magnesium ion binding. The record is from RefSeq and is a predicted model, not a curated record. Gene Ontology annotation, cellular component: sarcolemma; cell-substrate junction; cytosol. Gene Ontology annotation, biological process: myofibril assembly; carbohydrate metabolic process; striated muscle tissue development. Bases 313 to 2016 code for a protein of 567 amino acids. The transcript has 11 exons.